AAGCCUCGGUCACCGAUCGGUCGGUUAAAAAAUAUCUCGAAACCGGCCCGGCCUCGUUCUUUAGUGCUCGAAUUUUUUCAGUGCGAUGCAAGGAUUGUUUAUGUUGGGUUAUUCGGUCGCUGAUUUGACCCGCGUAGCAGCCCAGCAAGUGUUUCCCCAAACAUGGCGGACGGAAUGUAUUCGAAUUUGUUACAUCUAGAAUGAAAUUAGACCGAAUAAUCGGCACAAAUGAAUAGCUGUAAGUGCGGGAGGUAGCUCGAGUCGUACUUAAUGGAUGUAAGAAACGAUCGUUACAACGACAGGUGAUUCGAGUCUGUGGGGAUUGUGCGGAGACUAAAUGAAAUAGGAUUUUGCCGCGCGCGGCCGAGUCUGUCGGGGCAACCGUGGCGGGGCCCCCAUGGUUGUAAAUGGCUGACGAGAUGGAAAAUGAAGAAUAACAUUCGCCUCUGAUAUUCCGGCCUAGACGUCAAGCAGCCGGGUUGAAAAUGUCGGAGCCAGAGGAGAGUCCGGCUGUGCCGGAUAGUACAACUAAGGAGCAGCGUCUCGGUUUCUCUCAUGGCGAAGACGUUCUUCUCCAGCACAAAGAUGGCAAAUAUUAUCUUGGUACUGUCGUAGAGGUGGAUUUGGCCAGGGAAAGAUGUCUUGUCAAAUUUUUAGACAACACGUCUUCCUGGUCAUCGGUAAAAGAGCUGGCAAAACUGGCAAUGCCAGAAUCAGACGUGAUGUGCGUAUUGUGCAAGAAGUCACAACCCAAGGCUGACAAUGAUAUUGUUGUGUGUGAUAAAUGUGGCCGUGGUUAUCACCAGCUAUGUCAUCAACCGCAAAUAGCUAAGGAAGAAACAGUUCCAGAAGCACGUUGGAUGUGCAAAAGAUGUAUAGACAGCCAACCAAGGACUCGAGAGCCUGCCGAGCCCAAAAACUCAAUGGUCAAGGCAAAUAUUAGGAAAGUUUGUAGUGGCAGAGAUCAGCCUCAGCCUCCGCCUGACGAUAUGACCAAAUUACCUUACGAUCCUGAAAUGCUCAGCUGGGAUGCACAUCAUAGAGUGAAUGCUGAACAAAUCUAUUGCUAUUGCGGUUUGAAUGGUGAAUGGUAUACACAAAUGUUGCAAUGUGCAAGGUGUAAACAAUGGUUUCAUGAAAAAUGUGUCAGCUGCUUGACCUGCCCCCUUUACAGCGGUGAUAGGUUCUAUGUAUUUGUGUGUUCGAUGUGCAAUUACGGUAAGGAAUUUGUUCGUCGCCUGGAGUUGAAGUGGGUCGAUUUGGUACACUUGAUGUUGUACAAUCUGACGGUUUACAAUGCCAAGAAAUACUACGACUUAGAUACUAUUAUAGUACCGUAUGCCAAUGAGAAUUGGAAUGCCUUGCAACUUCCACCAAGGAUACGAGAUGUAAGCUCACAGGUGCGCAGAGAGUCCAUCCUACAAAUAUUGACGAAUAAUAGAAACAGGUUUAAGUGUGGUAGAGAGAUUAAAAAACGCACCACCAUCUGGGGACUGCGGGUCAGAUUGCCGCCUCCUUGUCCAGUGGUGAACCUUCCCACAACUGGCGUCAUAGAUGAUUCUGUGCUUCGCAUGUGUUGGGGGGCUAAUAAAAGACUACAGUACCUUCCACCGCCCACCGAUCCCAAACGUCCUGUGCCAGGAGUUCAGUCACAAGGUGUUAAGGAUGCGAGGUAUAAAAAGGCCAGAAAACUUCUGAAGAACGCCAUUGCUAAGAGCAAAUCGCGAAGCCCGGAAGCCUCGGAGCUGCCACCGACGCCGCCGACGUCGGUUUCCGGUCCGCCAACUCCACCGGCAACGACAUCAUCAGGGAUGUCUGAGCUCUCCGUGCCGAGCUCUAUGGACCUGAUGAACACACUGCCGUCGUCGACGCCGGCGGACACAAGCGGGGACGAAACGAGCUCUCGAGGGACGCUGGACUCGUUCAUCCCGCCGCCGAAGGACUUCGAGGGAAAGAACAACCCGUUCAGAAACCUGACCGACCUUUUGGGCCAGGGUGGCUCGAGCACGCCGCUGGCGUGCGGCAGCUGUCCGAUAACGUUGCCGUUGCCGCUGACCCCCGUCAUAGCACAGCCGCCGGUCGUGCGGCCGGCGAAACGACAGCUCUCGGAGAAGGACAUAGUGAUAGACAGGAAUGGGCAGGUGAAGCGGCGGCGGCAGCACCGGAGAGGACGGCCACCGCACCAGCCGUUCCAGCCGACGGCGAUAAAGACGGCGGCGAUAACGCCGGCGCGGAACAGCGAGGUGAAGAGCGAGUUUGUUCGGAACCUUCGCAGCUCGUUCAACGGCUCGUCGAGUAGCGGAAGCGGCGGACAGAUCGGAAACUGCGUAGACUACGCGCUCAACGGAAGAAGGCUCAGGCAGCGACAAAACGGCGAGAAGCUGCCGCCGCCACCCGAGCCGCAGCCCCUUGUUCAGAAAAAAGGCAGCGUACCCUCCUCCCCAAAGUGUUCACCCGUGAAGCAGAACGCUUCCGACAUAUCUAUGGAUGAUCUCAAGUCCUCGGUUAAUAUUUAUUUCGGCGCUGCGAACAGGAUCGCCGCCGGUGAGAAGUUUGUCGUUAGGGCUAAACGCGUCGCCGCUAACGGGCAGACACAGUAUCUCGUUGAAUGGGAGGGUCCGAACACCUAACGAUCGAAUGUCCCUUCUUAAGUCUCACACUCCGGACUAAUCUUUCAUUAUAAUGUAUAACAAAGUCAAAUUGUUCAGUGUUUUAUCGAUGGAAUACCUGCAAUUGCUGUCAGUCUUUACGCGAUAAGAAUAUCAGAGUUCGGACUAUAUUCACUGAUGUCUUUAAUGGGUAUCCUUAACUGAACCGCAUACCUAUGUCUCUUUAAUGUAUAUUGUGCGACUGUUUUUGUACAUGAAAUUGUUGCGUGAUUCCUGUCCAUUUUAUCUUUUAUACAUCAAAUUUACUACUACUACUACUAAUUAUCAUCAUCAUUAUUAUUAUUAUUAUUAUUAUCAUUAUUAUUAUUAUUAAUAUUAUUAUUCUUUGUCUCCACUUCAUGUGACAGACAUUUUAUCGCAGCAAAUUAAAAUUCCUGGUCCAUCGCUGGCUGAUGAAUCGAUCAGGUAUUUUAAUUCGAUCUAUUUUGUUCUACGUUAUUAUAGGUUUGUAUAUACCUCCUUAAUCAUUAUUUUACUGUUGAAUUAUUCCAAAUCGAUUCUCAAUAUAAUGCAGUUGGUCACCAUUCACUUACGUUACUGUACUCUCUUUCUCUCCGAAUGAAAUUCCGCCUUCACAAUGUAUGCUUACCGAUCUUUCAUUUUCCCGUAUAAUGCACAAGUUUAAACUGAGCUUGUAAAGUUCAUACUUUUCACGAUUUUCCUACUUUCUAUACCUUUUCACUUUUCACUGUGUCAACAUUUGCUUUUAUUCAACAGAUGCAUAUUUCAUCUUUUUUCUUUUUUGCAAUUCGCCUUUUUUCCAGGCAAACUUAUCGGGGGACAAAUAUGUGAAGUGAAAGGAAAAUUCUUACUCGAGCUUAUAUCAUUAACUCUACGGAUUUCAGUGGAAAGAAAAACUUGGCAUUAUUUAUCGCAUGACUCGAUUUGGGUUUUGAAAAGAAAAAGAAAAUUAUCCGAUGCGUAAUUGGACUUAUUUUCUAGCAACAAUAUAUUACAAAAACACUCAAGCAUAUCACUUAUUAUCUAUUGUAAAUAGUGUAGUAUAGUAGUUUAAAACAAAUGUUGGUGAAUGUGGCCCGAGCUGCCUGUGCAACCGAAUGAAACCGAAAGUUCCAUAUCAAUGAAACAAACAAAGAAUAAGAAAAAAUAGUAGAUUGUGCAUCCAGGAGACGAAGUAGGUCUUUUUACGCCGGGCCUAAGUUCGAAAAUACGCGUGACGGAAAAAAUCCUCCAUGGUGCUCACGAUGUAUUAUGUAACAAAAGUGUGGUUUUCAAGUUUAUCUUUUAUAACGGAGUAUAAAAAAGAGCACUUUCCAGUACUAGGACCUAAAAGCGCACUUUUUUGUACUCCGAUGCUAUUUUUCUUAUAUUGCCGCAUGAACGAUUACUUUACGCACGAAAUGCGGGCAAAAAAAGACGCGCAAACCAUGCUGGUGUUACAUAAAUAAAUAAACAAACCGUGUAUGUAUACGUUGUUGAAGACAUACCAUAAUAAACAAUGCUGAAAGUUGUUCUGCACUAAAAAAAUCUCCAGAUACGCAUAGAAAGAAAAUGUAAACUGUGUCCCGUAAAAUAAUGUUUUGAUGAUUUUUGGGAAUCCGACUUCUCGAAAUUUGAUAAAUCUCACUUGACAAUUUUACAAAAUUACGUACCACGAUUUUCAUUUAAUCAUUGUUUUCCCCCUGUUUUGUUUUGUGUAAUGACGUAUAUUUUUGAAAUUUAAUGAAAUGCAAACAACCUCAUUUUCUAUGUAUAUCUGAACACAGACCGCUUAUUGCAGCAACUCGGAGUAACGCGACGAUGGAAAUCAUACCUGCUCACCAGAGUUAUUUUUCAAUACGAUGCGAUUGUAGAUUUAGCCUUUGAUCUCUGCAUAUUCAUAUUCUAAGAUUGAAACGAAUUACAGCCUGCGAUUGGUUUGCAGAGUUUGUUUAUUGCAGUUCAUAACAACUGAACCGAAAAAUGAACAUUCGCACGCCAGCAACGAAUCCGAUCGUAGCUAGUAAAUGUGCAGUCUCAGCAUUGCUCACUGUCUGACACAAGACUAAAACAAACUAGGUAUAAUCUGUCUGUCUGAAUAUAUUAGUAUACCAAAAUAAUAGCUCAUUUUUAAAUUACACAGUUAUGUUUACCCGGCUGAGCUGACUGUGCUGCAGGUGCAAAUAUACGGCUAAACGAAUCAGCCACAUACUUCCAAGUUUUGAUCGCAACUCUUCGACAUGUGUUGGGCGAUUUUUUUAAUGCACUCAAGCAUAUACACCACAGCAUAAAUGACUAGAAAGUGAUUAUUUAUCAUUAAAUACAAAGUUGCACAGUAUUCUCAGUUGGGGCUUUACAAUAAUAUAAUAUAUAUAAUUAAUUAUUCCGGAGCAUUUAAAUUAGGAGAAAGGAAUACAUUUAAAAAAAUACCCUAAUGUACUAGCAAAUUUUAUGUGGUAUUUCAAAUUAUAGGAGCUUAUUAGAGAAUUUAAAAAAAAAAAAAAAAAAUAUGAGAAGAAAAAGAAAUACGAAUCUAGCCUUUGUUGUCUCAGAACUGUUUUUAAGAGUUGAAUAAUAAUUCUUUUUUUUAAAUUUCUAUUAUCAUUUUUGUUAUUUUUUUUUUUUCCUUUUUUUUCAUUUUUCCCCUUUAUUUAUAUACAUACAUACAUACAUACAUACACAGAUGCAUGCGCGCGCGCGCGUGUGCGUGUCUGCGUAUGCAUGUGUGUGUAUAUAUAUAUACAUAUGUACGACAUUGUGGAUGGCACAGUAUAAUAAACCAUAAACAAUAAUGUAUUACAAUUGACAGUAAUACUUGUAUAGAAUAGUUUUAUGUAUAUGUAUAGAUAUGAAAUUCAUCUCUAUACAUAUAUCUGACUAUAAUGAGUAUUUUUACAUACCUAUACCUAUUAUAAUAAUUAUUUAAUAUCUCUACGUAUUAUAUUUUUAUUAUCAUUGUUAUCAUUAUUAAUAUAAUUGUGCGUUUUAAUUUUGUUCAUUCAGUACGAACGUACAGUAUUGCAGUACAAAACAAACGAAGAAUAAAUUUAAAAAAAAAAAAAUUACAACGAGGGGGUUUCAAAUUUCAACAUUUUUGACCGGAAUAAUAAAUUCUAAUAGCUUUGUCAUAUAUAUUGUAUUAUAUGGUAUACAUAUAAUACUUUAUAUUAAUCACAAUACGUUACACGUUGUGUUGAUUGCCGCGCAGGUUUUUUUUUUUUUUAACUUUCAUGCGAAGUUUACGCUAGUAAUGCAGGUUUUCGGGUAAAUCAAUGAAUAGAAAAAUAUCUCAUUCAAGGUAAUUCGACUAGGAAAUACUAGGGGCAAUGCUGUUUAUUAUUAUCAUUAUUACUAUUACUAUUAUCAUUAAGAUUAUUGCGAUUAUUAUUAUUACUAUCGUAAUUAUUAUUGCUAUUAGUAAUAUUAUUAUUUUAUUGUUGAAAUCAGUACUGCGCUGUAGCCUUUAGGCAAUAUUGUUUCUUCUCUAGGAAAAUGUGUAGGUAAUAUUGGACGGAAACAGGAAACGUACACUGCCAAACUUCUAAUUUAUAUCGAGAAAAGAAAAAAAAGAAUGUUAGAUAUUGAUUAAUGAUUAUUACUUUUUUCGUACAUACAUAUAUAUAUAUAUAUUUUUUUUUUUUUUCUUCUUUUUUUAUUUCAAUUUCUAAAUGUAAUAAAUCAUCGACUUUUAGUUUUUUCGUUAAUAUUAGAAUUAAAUGUGAUAUAUCCAUUAGAUUAUAAAGGAUGCGGUGUAUCACAGAAGAUAAAGUACGAGCGAGUACAAGUUUGAAGGAGGUUCGUCGAUCGUUUGUAAAGUGAAGAAAAAGGGAAAAAAGAAGAAAACGAAAAAGACUUUUAUUUAAAUUAAUUGAUGUCUGAAAUAUAAUGUAUGAGUCUAUAAGAUAAUAAUUUUGUAUGGUAUGAUCAUAAUGCGACAACAACAGAAAAAACUAAACUGAUCUAAAAAGAAUCAACAAAAAUUUGGUAUAUAUUGUACCAUUGUGGUAUAUACUUGAUUCUGUAAGAAUAAAAAAAAAAAAACAAAAACUAAUAACAAAAAAUCAACAAUAACAAUAUGUCAUCCAUGAUAACAAAAAAAUAUUUUAAGUACUCCUUCAAAUUCCAAAUGAAUAAUAAUAAUAAUAUGAAUGUUUUCUUAACGCUUGAGCUUACAGUGUUGGUACAUUCGUUUGUUCGUUAUUUUACCUAUUCGUCAAAACGAUCACAUAUGAUUUAUUUUCAAUAGAUUUAUGCACCUGUCAAAUUUUUCCGCUAAUUUUAUAAUUUCCAACAACGGCGAAAUGAUAGAAACAGAAUGGAAAAACCUAACCAACACCCUGAAAAAUCGCUCGCGGCAAUUGUUUCAUAAAUACUAUUAUUUUUGUACUAGUCAUGGGUACUAGAAUUAUUUUCAAUCAUGCAUUAUACCGAUCUACUUUA
Neodiprion fabricii is the source of this 7049-nucleotide messenger RNA. It is a transcript of the gene Pcl, whose product is annotated as metal-response element-binding transcription factor 2. Lineage: Eukaryota; Metazoa; Arthropoda; Insecta; Hymenoptera; Diprionidae. The record is from RefSeq and is a predicted model, not a curated record. Gene Ontology annotation, biological process: regulation of DNA-templated transcription; chromatin organization. Gene Ontology annotation, molecular function: DNA binding; chromatin binding. The coding region runs from base 486 to 2630 and encodes 714 amino acids. Gene Ontology annotation, cellular component: nucleus. The transcript is spliced from 9 exons.